ACGGCGUCUGAAUCCGUGGGAACUACAUUACCCUGUAUGCUCCGCGCCUAACGGCCGCCUCGCUGAACCAAUGAAGGUUCACAACAGGCGUCUUCCGUGUGUGACACCGAACGCGGGGCGGGACUUCCGGCGUCCUCCUCCGGGCGGUCAUUUUGGCUUCUUCCCGGUGUUCAUGCGGGCAGAAGUUCCGGAGCGCUGGGUGUGUGCGAGGUGACUUGCAAGAGAAGGAGUCAGAGGAGUCUUUGACCCCGCCAUACAGAGGCGGGUCUGAGGCGAGGCGACGCUGCCCGGGGUGCCCCGCACCAGGGCCGGUAUAAGAACCGCCUGCCCGCUCCGGGCCCCGCUCCGCCCACAGGCCCGGAUGGCGGCAGCCACGCUGAGGGACCCGGCUCAGAUACACGCAGAGGGGUCAGUACCUUCUCAGCAGUGACUCUGUUCCUGUGAAGCCAGAGCCAUAGGCACCAUCCUGAUCCUGGGGAUCGUCCCGACUCCCCAGGAAUCCGGGCACAGCGCCCCUUGCAGAGCAGCUACGGCUGUGUUCCAGGAGGUUCUGACGCGUGGCGCCCCUCGCAGAGGCCUGUGGAGCGCUGAGAACUGCAUUUCCCAGAGGACCCUGCGCCCAGCGACGCCAGCGUGGAGCCAAUGAAGGUCCAGGAGACGGGCUGUUCGCUGUUCGGCAGGUCCAGAGCGCAGGGUCAGGCUGAGGUGAUUGGGGAAGCACUAGAGGAGGCGUCCCCGUGGCCCUGGGCCGCCCCCAGUCCUGCUCUUCCCACGGAGUCCCAUGGCGGCAGCUGCGCCCGCGGACCCGGCUCAGGGUAGUGUGACCUUUGAAGACGUGGUUGUGUACUUCUCCUGGGAAGAGUGGGGGCUCCUUGACGAGACACAGAGAUGCCUGUACCAUGACGUGAUGCUGGAGAACUUCGCACUUGUGAUCUCACUAGGUUGUUGGUACGGAAUGGAGGAGGAGGAGGCCCUUUCGGUGCAGCAGGUGUCCAUGGGCAGGACUUCAAGUCCAGCUCCAUCCGUGUGGAGAGCUCAGCCCUGUGACAAGUGUGUCUUGCUUGGGAGGGACAUUUUGUACCUGGGUGAGGACCAAGGAGCACAUCGUGGGCAGAACUACAUCUGCGAGGCAUGUGGGAAACUGUGGUUGGACGCAAAUCUUCAGCCCCAGAAGCACAAUGAGGAGAAGCCAUUCAGAUGGGACAUGGAGCUUGUGACAAGGUACAAACUGCACGUGUCAGGGAAGCCUUUCCCCUGUGGGGGAGUUGGGAAGGACUUCCUGGCCAUCGUGAGCCUUCUCCGGCACCAGGCCACUCUCAAAGGAGCCGAGCCUCACAGCAGCUUUGAACAUGGGGACUCCUUUCAGGGUAGAAAAAGUCCACCCGAGUACAGCGACCACGGGAAGUCCUUUAGCUAUGACUGUAAACUUUUCCAGCAUCAGCAACUGCACCCCAGAGAAGGUUACCACGACUGGGAUAACUGUGAGAAGCCUUUUAACCAAAGCUCCAUCCUUAGUCACUGCCCGAGAGCUUACCCAGAAACGAGGUCUUACGAGUGUAACGAAUGUGGGAAAUCCUUCAGCCAAAGCUACAACCUCAUUCAGCAUCACAGGAUUCACACUGGCGCCAGGCCUUACAAAUGCAGCGAAUGCGGAAAAGCCUUCAGCUUCAAGUUCAGACUCGUCCAGCACCUGCAGAUUCACACUCGCGUGAGGCCUUACGCCUGUGGCGAAUGCGGGAAAGCCUUCAGCUACAGCUCGACCCUCAUCAAACACCAGAGAGUACACACGCGAGAAAAGCCUUACAAGUGUGGGGAGUGUGGGAAUUCCUUCAGCCAGAGCUCCAACCUCAUCCAGCACCAGAAGAUCCACAGCGGAGCAAGGCCCUACAAGUGCAACGAAUGUGCCAAGUCCUUCAGCUACAAGUGCAAGCUCGUCCAGCACCUGCGCAUCCACACCGGGGAGCGGCCUUACGAGUGCGGAGAGUGCGGCAAGUCCUUCAGCCACAGGUCCACGCUCAACCAGCACCAGAGAAUUCACACGGGAGCCAGACCUUAUAAGUGCGGGGAGUGUGAGAAAUCCUUCAGCCAAAAGUCCAACCUCAUCCAGCACCGGAGAGUCCACACGGGCGAGAAGCCUUACGAGUGUGGAGAAUGUGGGAAGUCCUUCAGCCAGAGCUCCCACAUCAUUCAACACCGAAAACUUCACACCAGAUAACCUCCUGCCUGCAGCUGCGGGGGACAG
Messenger RNA from Lontra canadensis (Northern American river otter), 2242 nucleotides. Its product is annotated as zinc finger protein 211-like. The record is from RefSeq and is a predicted model, not a curated record. Bases 782 to 2215 code for a protein of 477 amino acids. The transcript has 5 exons. Gene Ontology annotation, biological process: regulation of DNA-templated transcription. NCBI's taxonomy places the organism in Eukaryota, Metazoa, Chordata, Mammalia, Carnivora, Mustelidae.